Geodia barretti is the source of this 3432-nucleotide messenger RNA. The record is from the annotation of a GenBank genome assembly. Lineage: Eukaryota; Metazoa; Porifera; Demospongiae; Tetractinellida; Geodiidae.
AAACAUCCGCACCCUAAGAACCCGGGCGUCGCUGUCGUGGGGAACUGGCUGCCCAUCGAGGAGGCGUGCGUUGACUGAGGAGUCCCGUAUUAGUCCUGUUUCAGUUGGCUACUUGAGCCCGAGACUUUACAGAGGCCCCGCCCCCUCCCUCCACAUGACCUCAGAGGAGGUGGCUGUAGAUCUUCCCCCUGUCUGCCCUCCCCACACAUCAGACAUGGAGGCCGUUCAGGAAGAGAUCGAACACCUCAAGAGAGAGAUAAUCGAGGCAAAUGAAGAUCGGGCAAAGGCGGCAGAGUAUGGGUUGGUUCUACUGGAGGAGAAACAGGCUCUGGCUGGUCAGAUUGAGGAGCUCAACAGUCUGUACGACUCUGCUAGGAGGGAGCUGGAGACAGCCGUUGAGGUUGGCCAGUCGCAAUCUUAAAUGGAAUGUGACAGUAUAGGGCACAGUGGAGGUAUAUUCACCUUGAAACGGUUUGGUGCAAACACCAAGCAGCAUACUAGAGCCUACUAACCCUUUUUGGUCAUAUGGACAGUCUGUGUGGUCAGGUGUGAGUCAUCCUUAUAGAACUUCCACCUACUGCUUAUUAUACUUGUGUACUGCUACAUUGUGGUCUCAGCUGUGCCUACAUCACCCACAGGUAGCCACACAAUAGAAGACACAAAUAACAUGAUACCCACAAUACAAUGCCAGUCCUUUCACCACCAACACAGUUGUGUUGGUCACUUUGAGAGAAGCAUUUAAUUUGGAUGUCAUCCAGUUUUUCAGCACUCAUGAUUUAGAAAUCACUUUUCUUGAGAUGGCACUUUCACCCUAAAGCUUUAUGCCUUUAUGCAUUGGACACAUAUACAAUUCUUCCAAAGUGUUGGCAAAGCACAAUAGAACAAAGCAGUUCUUUGCACAAUAGAGUUAGGGAAGCUUCAGACCAACUUUGUAGGUGGUAGUAAAUAGCUUGUCCCACAGUACCCAUGGUCCCUCCCCACAUUAUUCCAAAUUCACAAAAGGAACAUUUUUCUCCCCACGUGGAAAGUUCCCUAGUGUUUCAUUCCGUCUUCUCUCUGAACCCCAGUCGAUAAAGAGGGUCCAGAAUGACUAUGAGAAGAGGCUGAAGGACGUGGAGAACCAGAGAGAGCAGCUGCUGUCUGAGAUGGAGUCCAGGGAGUCCACCCUCAUCUCCAGGGUGGACAAGCAGCAGGAGCAGAUUCGACAGCUGGAGAGGAAGUUAAAACAGGCAGUUUCGGAGCAAGAGCACCUCAGUGAUCACAAUACCAUCCUCACCACCGAGAUUGACAAGUUCAGGAGAGAGUGUGACAUUCAGAAAGAGGAGGUGAAGCGACUGAGAAAAGACUCAUCCGAGGGCUGGCGGGAGUGCGAGGAGAAGAAACAAGAAAUAGAGCGACUCCAAAAGAGAAUCGAAAAACUGAAGCAACUGGAGAAAGAUUUCCCGGCAGUCCGGGAGGUCAACCGGAGUCUACGGCAGGAGAUUGAGGUGGUUCAUGCACAUUACGAGAGUGUGGUGGACGAGAAGGCAGAGCUGGAGCACCAGAACUCUCAGACCAUGAUGGCUCUCAACGAGGAGCGAGAGGAGAAGGCUCAGCUAGAGAUCAAGCUCCGGGAAGACGAGCUACGUUCGCCCAUCUCCCCCAGCUGGGCCAUGGAGAAGGCUGUCCUCAACGCGUCUUCCCCGACUGGUCGAAACAACCUCAACCACAACGGUUCUUUCCCCUUCCCGUCGCCCACGAGUCCUUCGCACUCAGCCAAGGCACACUCCACGCCGCGCAAGACUCCUCUUCACCAGAACCUUCUGAGUGAGAUGCUCACUGUCGACACUGCUCACUUGGAGCUCUUACAGAAGCUAGCAGCUGCAGAAGAAACCGCCGCAGGCCUACGGAAGGAGAAGGCAGCACUGAGUGAGCGAGUGUCCUCUCUUGUGAAGCAGUUGGGCGAGGUCGAGACCGAGGCUACUCGGGCAAAGGAGGAGUUAAACAAGAGGCUGAGUGACGGUGCGAGGGCCAUGGAGAGCCUCAAGGAAGACCAGAUGAUCAAGGACGAGAUUCUGGACCAGCUGAGAAACAAGCUAACGGGCAUGGCGGCCGAGCGGACGUCGAUGGAGAUUGAAGUCGAGGCCAUGAAGAACGAGGUGAAGAGAGUCCAGGAGAGCUCGGCUGCAGAGCUGGAGCGCUACCGCUGCGACUGUCAGCUGGAGCAAGAGAAGAACCUGGAGCUCCGUGGACAGGUCGUGGUACUGGAGGAACAGUCGGCGCAGAUGCUAGAGUCGCUCCAGAAGCUCGAAGGAAUCAUCUACAAUUCGCACAACGAGCUCUCUUCCAUGACGGACGACAUCCACAACAUGCACAGGGCUGUUGUGAGUCUGGUGAAUGACAACAAGACCUCAGCCAGUUCGUCCCCCGCAAGAUCAAAUGGCACCAGCAGUAAUGGCAGAGUAGGAGGAGGAGGAAAUGGCAGUGUAACUCCAGCCGAGGUUGUCUCUGGUGACGCCGGAGCAGAUGACAAGUACUACACUCUCCAGCUAAAGGAGCGGAAGUCAACGGUACAAGUCCACCUUGAAACGCAGUCCCUAGUGGGGAUCAGCAACUUGCACGAUCAGCUUCGGUCCAUCCGCUCACCACUGGAGCAGUUCACGAAGAAGAUGCUGGAGAAGUCGCUGGCUCACUCGACACGGCAUCUCUCAGAUGCCAAGAACGUGGCCGCAAAUGAAAGGGGCUCACCCGUGGUUACCCGCAGGAACACGGGGUUGUCGGGGGAGAGCGAUGUGGCACUGAACAAGUGGCGCUCGAAGCUGGCGGUCAAGACCGAAGAAGUGAACAACCUCCGUGCCAUCAUGAGGGCCCGUGCCGCCACCACUGAAGUGUCUGUGAGCAGUCUCCGCAGCAAAAUAGAGGGGCAGAGCCGAGCCUACCAGACGGAGCUCACCAAACUGAAAUACCAGCUGCGAAUGCUCAAGAAAGAGAAGGAAGAGCAGUACAGCCAGCGGGUCAUGUACUACAAACGCUGCGAGGAUCUGUCGGAGGAGAUCACGCGGACCAAGAGAGAUAUGGAGGGUGUACGGCAGGAGAACACCGAGCUGCUCACCUCGCUCAAGAAGACCAUUCAGAAGAAGCUGGACCUGAGUCGGGAGCUCGAGGAGUACAAGGUAGAGCAGGAAAGGCUCAGAAUAAUUCCUGCCAGACUAGGCUCUUCUAGAAUCUAAACUAGCUAGUACAUUAGUUAUUGCAGUCCCAAUUUUUGUCAGAUGAUGCCCACGUGAGCUGGGUUCAAGGUGAAGAGACUUUUGUGAUUUUUAUAUUAUUAUGCUUCACAUUUUUCAGACCAUUUCCACCCCAAAUUUGAUUUUACUGUGCCAUCAUGUGUACACAGCUUCAGCAAUUUUUUUGAUUCUCAUCUCCUAAUUAUUGAUUGUACGAAUCUACUUU